This is a messenger RNA of Aspergillus fijiensis CBS 313.89, 1388 nucleotides long. RefSeq names its product oxidoreductase, short-chain dehydrogenase/reductase family. The coding region runs from base 157 to 984 and encodes 275 amino acids. Lineage: Eukaryota; Fungi; Ascomycota; Eurotiomycetes; Eurotiales; Aspergillaceae. The record is from RefSeq and is a predicted model, not a curated record. The transcript is spliced from 2 exons.
CUACGCCUGCGCCGUUGAGCGCGCCGUUGAGCGCGACCUUUCCCAGAGAGAAUCCGCACAGGCUUCUGACUCGAGAGCUAUCCCGAGCCAGGCACAGAUCCGGAAUGUUUCACCCGCAGGCACACUAGGACCCGCUCCGACUCCAUCCUAUGGAGCAUGAAGAAAACCACAGCGACCAUUGUUGAUCACGGCACGUCAUUCGAGAUCAUUAAUCCGCACGAGUCGCUGAACUUUGCCCGGAUCGUGUCCUUCAUCGAAGAUGUCGAUGCCUAUUCUCUUCGGGCAUCCAGCGGCCAUCAUCGCGAGUCGUACAUCGAGGUGAUUAAUGAGACGGAAGUGGACCCUAGUCCUGAAAGCCAACCUGGGGAUGACCACGCAAACCCGUCCUCGGAGCAGGAUUCCCAGCAGGUUCACCACGAAUUAGUUGGCGACUCGCCGCAUCUUCCCAUGCCGUCGAUAUCGGAGCGUCUGGAACGCGAGGACGCUGAUGACAUGGCCUCGAAUUACUCGCGCUCGCCCGGUUGCACGCGUAAGCGACCGGCGCCGCUCAGACCACGGGCCUGGACUGACGAGAGUGACCUUGGGGAGCCGGGCUCCCCGAUCCGGGAAGAUGGCGAUUGUCGGUCUCACGUACAAUUCCCACUGCCCACCCCUUCCCCUUACUCCCUAAGCGACAGCCAUCCGACCUCCUUACCCGGUCCAGCGGCGGCCUACUAUGAUCUCAAUCUUUGGUACGGACCCCAUGGGGUCGACCAGAGUCAGGGUCACCCUCACCCACUCCAUUCCAAUCCAACCUCUCCACAUUAUCUCUGCCCAUCCCCAUUCAUCUCCCAUCUGGCCUUGCCUGAGCAGCAGGAGAUCCGCAUCCAAAGCGGUAUUACCAAAAUAACCGACCGUCGUAAGAAGAACGUCAAACCGGGGAGCAGUGGGCCUCUGAAGCCCUUGAAGCGACUAUAUAACAUGCUCCAGCGAAAGCGGCAGUGAAUUUCUACCCAUUCUUAUUCAUUCGGCCCUCCUCCCUAGUUUUUUGUGCCUAGCGUUGUUUCCUAUUUGGCAUUUGAUACUCCCGGUCACAUGCGCGAGCGCAUGCCGUCAUGGUUUUCUCUGAGCAAGGAUUGUCUGUGUGUUCUAUAUCACUUUGAGCGAAUUGGGCCAUUAGCCUACCCCUGCCUGUCCGUUUAGAUUAGGGCCUUUGACAGGACCCAGCAUUGUUUUUCUUAUUGACAAGGGCAUAUAUCAAAUAGAGGUUGUGUUUGCCAGCACGGUGUGUACGUUUUAAGAUGGUUCACGUGCUAUAUAUUAGCUACUACUUUGGAAAGCGAAGACGGCGCAGUGGUGUGUGAAUUUUUAUGAUACAUGAAGAUGUGCGAUUAAAGAUAUAUAAAAGA